Messenger RNA from Vicia villosa (hairy vetch), 1466 nucleotides. RefSeq lists its product as uncharacterized. Gene Ontology annotation, biological process: maturation of LSU-rRNA; maturation of 5.8S rRNA. Bases 80 to 862 code for a protein of 260 amino acids. Lineage: Eukaryota; Viridiplantae; Streptophyta; Magnoliopsida; Fabales; Fabaceae. The transcript has 10 exons. Gene Ontology annotation, cellular component: nucleolus; preribosome, large subunit precursor. The record is from RefSeq and is a predicted model, not a curated record.
CCCUUAUAGACCGAAACCCCAGUUGUUUUUUUCUUCAGUUUCAGUGACGGCUAAUUGGAGUUGAGUUUCAACAAACACGAUGGCUCAAGGAAAUUACAUGGAACGGAACAAACGAGAUUAUGGCCUCCGUUUCGAUCACGAUGUGAAACUGCGCAAGUUAAAGGCUCGUCAAGCUCACAAGCACUCUAAAAAGGCCCAGAAGAGUUUGGGUCUUGAGGGUAAGAAGAUUGCCAAGAAAAAUUAUGCGCAGAAAGCGCAGAUGAGGAAGACUUUGGCCAUGCAUGAAGAGUCAACAAUUAGGCGCAAGGCUGAUGAUAAUGUUCGGGAUGGAGCUGUUCCUGCAUAUCUUCUGGAUCGUGAAAACACGAACCGGGCAAAGAUUCUCAGCAACACUAUUAAGCAAAAGAGGAAGGAGAAGGCUGGGAAAUGGGAUGUUCCUCUACCAAAGGUACGUCCUGUGGCUGAAGAAGAAAUGUUCAAAGUAGUCCGCACUGGUAAAAGAAAGACGAAGCAAUGGAAGAGGAUGGUUACCAAAACUACUUUUGUUGGGGCUGAUUUUACCAGAAAACCUCCAAAGUAUGAGCGGUUCAUUCGUCCUACUGGAUUGCGGUUCACUAAAGCUCAUGUCACUCAUCCAGAACUUAAAUGCACAUUCAAUCUAGAAAUUAUUGGAGUCAAGAAAAACCCAAAUGGACCUAUGUACACUUCUCUUGGUGUCAUGACCAGAGGAUCCAUAAUCGAGGUGAAUGUUAGCGAACUUGGUCUGGUUACACCUGCAGGGAAAGUUGUGUGGGGUAAAUAUGCUCAGGUUACCAACAACCCAGAAAAUGAUGGCUGUAUUAAUGCUGUUUUACUUGUUUAAGUUUUUAUAGAUAAUUGGAAGCUGGGACCAUGGAAAAAGCACUUUGAAGAUGCUCCUAGACCAAAGCCAAGGAUUGCUGAAAAGAGGUAGCGCGCUAAGCGAGGUUGAGCCCGCUAAGCGCGCUUUUGAAGAAAAGAAGGAAGUUAUGGCAGAGAGUUCCGCGCUAAGCGAGGUCUGGAGCCCGCUUAGCGCGGUUGGGCGGUUUAAGCAUUUAUUGAUAGCGCGCUUAGCGGGCUGCACCGCGCUAAGCGCGGUCUGCGAAACUUUGUUUAUUUGUUUAUGGGCCAGAUCAUUUUAGAAAGUAGUUGGAGAUAUUUUAGAGAGAAACAAGAGCAAUAUACACUGUAGCAAAUAUAGAGUUGAAGAUUGGAAGCCUUGAUCGUCGAUUAAUCGCCAUUUGAUGCUUGUUGAUCUUCAUCCUUACCUUCUUGUGCAAGCUACCAUUCUCAUGGAUAGCUAAACCACUUUUGUAUCAAGAUAAGAUGUAAUCUUCCUAGCCUUUUGUAUGUUUUUCUUGUGAAUAUAUGUGUAUGAACAAGUGAUGAUCAAUAUAGAUGGUUUAGUUUGUUUAUUAAAGCUUUUCCUUUGGUAUAAAUGUUUGAGA